This is a messenger RNA of Mercenaria mercenaria, 2516 nucleotides long. Its product is annotated as protein phosphatase 1 regulatory subunit 36-like. Bases 196 to 1515 code for a protein of 439 amino acids. Lineage: Eukaryota; Metazoa; Mollusca; Bivalvia; Venerida; Veneridae. Gene Ontology annotation, molecular function: phosphatase binding. The transcript is spliced from 17 exons. Gene Ontology annotation, biological process: negative regulation of phosphatase activity. The record is from RefSeq and is a predicted model, not a curated record.
UACCACCAGCAAUGAUUAUCUCCCUUAUGUAAACGUUUCCAUGGACAUCUAAUAAUUUCUUUUUCGUAAUUUCAUGUUUUUAUGUUUAAAAAUAAUUUAUAAAUAUCAUGUUAUGAAUAUCAAGUAAAUUUGACCUUUAAUUUCUACGCCAGUAUUAGUAAAACGUUUAUUAAAGCUGUCAAUUAAUCGAAAAUUAUGACCAGCGUCGCCACUCCAGACUACGAACAGCCUCUUAUACCAGCCUCUGGUCGCUUUAUAUGGAAAGAGGAUGCAACAGGGAAGGGUGUCCUAGAAUGGAGCUCAAACAAUCCAAAUGCUGAUAGAGACAGAAGGCGAAGGAAGGGAAAUGAUGGAAAUAAAAGAAAUGAUAGAGUAUCAUCAAGUGUUGCGAAGAACCAGCCAUCGAAAGCUCGGGGUCGCGGCAACCACCCAAAGUCUCCAAGGCCACCAAUCAAGCCGACUGAUAGUCACAAUACUGUCACAUUGGAUGACAUAAAGUCUGUAGCUCUUGACAUGUUAUCAGAAGUUUCCGAUAUCUCUGAGACAUUUGAAGGCAUGUAUGGUACAGAACAGUUUGACAACUUCCUACGACAUCUUCUCACAUACUUCGGCUGUUUCUUCGAAAAGCUACACCAGGAACACAAACAGAACAUUUCUACCUACAUGGCUAAGACAUCAGAAGUGCGUGAACCAAGUCUGUCAGAGAAACAAGCUUAUGCUGAUUCUUUGGUCAAAUUGCAAGCUGCAGAAAAAUAUCUAGGACGAGCUUACUGUGUUCUUGUGUUAGGCCUAGGACUAGAGGAACAACACCAUAUGUCAUGUGGGCUAUCCCGAGUGUCAUCUACAGACAAGGACAGGGCCAUGUUUGAGACACUGUAUUCCUUCUGUACGUUUGUUGUAUGGAUCACAUUUAGGCGGAAGGAUUUUGAAGCUGUCAGAAAAGAAGUGGGCAGGAUGUUGAGAUCAGAUACAUUCAAUCCUGCAAUCAGAGUGAAGAACGCGCCUGAAGAAAAAGAAACAGAGAAAAAAGAUGAAAAGUCUGGAGAAGGAAAGAAAGAAAUCAAAGUUGAGAAGAAAAUUACACCUGCUGAGUACAGAAGACUACACCCGAAAAGGCCAGCUAUCAAAUCUAUUAUACAUCAGAGAUCCCCCGCCAUUGUAGCAAUACUGCCUUCACCUAAAGAAGAAGCUCAUUGGUUAUUCAAAACACGCAAUUUACUUGGUAAGGUGGACCAUGAAAAUGAGGAUGAAGAAGAGGAUCCAAACAAAACAAUCUUCAUGAUUGACAAAAGAAACUUCAAGAUUGGUAUAUUGGGUGACUUCCUAAGCCAGUACAACCCAGUCACACUGUCACCAAUGGGGGCGGAGAAUGAGGACGAGGAUAAUGAAGGGGAGGAGGGAGAACAGAAACCUGCUGAUGACACUGCCACAGAAAAACCUCAAACUGAGAGAGGAAUGAGUCGUACCCAGACAGCAGUAUCAGAGGCAGUGACUGAUGCCUUCACUGAGGACUAAAGCAGUUUUAAUAUUUGAUAUGCUUAAAGAGGGAAAAACAUGUAGAAGAAAAAAGAAUAUGACUGAAUUUUGAUCAUUCCCAAUGUUGUUAGCGUAAGGGUAAAUCAUACCUUCACUCAAGAGUUCUCUAAGGGUCCGUCCUACAUUUUAUUGUCUGUGAUAAAAUAGUAUUUCACUUGUUGCAUUUAAGAUAUUUUUUAUAAACACCUAUCAUCAAUAUAUAACAAUGGGCAGUGUUGCUCUCCUGCCAAGAUAAUAAACAUGUGUGUCCAUGUUUCCUUUUACAACAGUCUAGCAUCAAUUUUGGUCUGUUUUUUUAUAAAAUUAAUGGUUCAAUAAAACUAUUGUUCAUGAUUUUUUGAUCAUAAGAUUCAUUAACAAAACCUAUAUGGUACUAUUCUUAUAUAUUUGAUUUUUUCCCAGUUUAUGGUCAUGCAAGCAGUCAGCAAGUAGUCAGCAGAUAGUCAAAGAGAAUAUAAUACAAUCACAAUUAGCAAUAAUGUUUUACGCAGAGAAAUAUAUCUAUUUACAUGUCGUAAUAUAUCAUAGUUGUAAUUGCUGCAACAUUAGGAAUGGAACAAUAACAAAUUGACCAGAUGCCACAGGAUACAUUUAGAAUAGAUGAAAAUGAAUUGACCAAUUGACUAUUCACCACUUAUAAUGAACAAGAUAAUGACUUGGCACACUGGUACCUAUUACACACAAUUAUCUCUAUUGGCUAACACACUUGUUACCUGAUGAUGGCCAUUAUCAGUAUCUCACAAGCUGAUCUGUUGCCAAUAAAAUAAACAGGGACAUCCAAGAAAUCAUCUGCAUAUCAUUUCUUGAAAUGUUUUUCCAUUAUGAUCACUUAGUUCCUUAAGAAAGUGGUGUAAACUAUGUUUGUACCGUAUAUUGCACUUGAAAUUACAGGUCUAGGAAUGCAUUUCAUAGUGGCCAAACUUCACUGUUUAUAUUGUCAAAUUAUGAGUUUUGUUUUAAUUAAACUUUUAUGUAUAAAA